CCUUCAGUUCAUUGAAUGAUCAAGAAGUAGUAGAUGGUGAUGACAGCACGUGUCUUAAUCGGUCAAGGAUUCUACAGACGAAGGUGGUUCUCAGGGAGCCAUUCUAUUUCACCUGGCUCAGGGUCAUUGUUGCUGUAAAGGGUAUGUCUGAAUGUACAUAUGUACGCAU
This is a messenger RNA of Candidula unifasciata, 169 nucleotides long. NCBI's taxonomy places the organism in Eukaryota, Metazoa, Mollusca, Gastropoda, Stylommatophora, Geomitridae. The record is from the annotation of a GenBank genome assembly.